UUUCAAAGCAAUUUUGAAACUUCAAUCUCUCUAUAUACACAUUAUAAAAAAUUAAAAAAAUAUAUAUAAUAAAAAAAUAUAUAUUAUAACAUAUCGAACAAGAUCUCAUAUCGAUAUAUUUUUUUCUUAUAUAUAUGUCUAAAAAACUUAAAUUAAAUUUCUCUCUUCUCAAAGUAAAAUACACGAUCAAAAAAAGAAAAACAUUACAAAACAUAGGAAGUAGUAUUCGUUUGUUUUUAAGCUCCAAGGGUAGAAAGUUUGAAUUUUCCAAACCAACGUGCCACGAUGUAAACAUUACCCCACAAUAUAACGUUGGAGCACUAAUAAUGAUUCUAAUUCCCUUCAUUCCUAUAAAAAUAAAAAAAAUUAAAUUAAAAAAGGAGAUGUUUUUAUAGAGAACUAAAGGGAGUCUACUCCUCCUCCUCCUCCAAUUAGGCCAGUCCUCUCCCAUUCGGCCAUUCCCAUAACCAAGGCUGACAGGGCACCAGCCUCAAAAACAUGUCUCUCUCUUCUUUUCCCUCUUUCUUUCUCUCUCUUAAUUCCGACAAAAAACCCAACCAAAUUUACCAAACCCACUGUCGGUCCACCACCAGAUCCACGUAAAAACUUCCCCUUAACUUCCUUCUUCAAUUAAUCAAUUUGUAGAUCUCUUAAUUUUCAUAUUAAUCCUCACAUUAUUAACUAACUAACGCAACAAUGGAUGUAAGGAAGAGAAAACGACUACUUAGAACACCAAUACCUUUUGCACAGUAUUUCUCAACUAGAUAUCUUUUACUCUGCUUUUUUUGCUUUCUUUGCUUGAUAUUCAUCUCUCGGGGUUUUAAUUUUGGAUCUGGCCCGUUUCAACCUGCUCCAAUUGUUCCAAAACUUGCUAUGUUUUCAUCCUCUGCUAGUAAAUCAGUUCAAGAUCUCUCUACCCACCACAAAGUUGAUAUUGAAACUAGCAUUCUCAAAAGUAAUAACACUAGCAGUAACGUUAAUGACAAUAAUGAUAUUAAUAUUGAUGAUGGCGACCUCGAAGGGGAAGGGGAAGGUGAGGAGGCUGAUAAAUUUUUGAGAGGGCUGAGCAUAGAAAGCAGAAUUUUGUUCAAUGAUCAUAUAUUGAUAGUUCUAUUAGGCAAUCGAGAGUUCCAACAUAUGCUACUUGGAGAGAAAAUUGACUGCGUUUACCAAAAAAAGUACAGUAAAAAAACAGUCACUCAUCCCAUGUUGGCCGCUGAUGAAUACGGGAUUGGAAGGUGGAUGGUCCGAUGUCCUACACCACCCAAGAAUUGCUCGGCGGCUGUUUGGUUGCAGGGGAGACAGGAUACUCGGAAAGAAAUUGAGUGGGAGGUAGGGAAGGGCGAGAAUCAGACGGUUCAAUCAUGGGAUAUGCUGGCUUACGAGGCGGUGUUUGAUGGGUCGGAUGUAGCUGUUGUUUUUGUUAAGGGUUUGCAGCUUAAAUCAGACAGAGAAUCCGACCCUAAUUUAUUCAAAUGUGUUUUUAAAAGGGAAGGUGAUGACAAGGUAAUUACCACUAAGGCGAUUACAGCAGCACAGGAGGUGAUCAGAUGCCCGUUGCCACCAGAAUUGAAGGCGAAAUCAUGGAAUGAGAAUGAAGUUCAAAUUACUGUUGAAAUGUUUUCCAAAGUGCCUGGAACAGGAAGGUCCCAUCUGAAAGGUAUCAAAUCCCAACUUGCACCAUCAAUAGCAAAAUUAUAUAAGAGCAAUAACAAAAACAAUGAGAAGGUUGGGCCUACACAUAAAUAUAAUCUCUGUGCUUGUACUAUGGUUUGGAACCAAGCUGCAUUUAUUAAGGAAUGGGUUAUGUACCAUGCUUGGCUUGGGGUUGAAAGAUGGUUUGUUUAUGAUAAUAAUAGUGAUGAUGGAUUGAAGGACGUGAUCAAUGAGCUUAAUGAUGAGAAUUAUAAUGUGACUAGGCAUGUUUGGCCUUGGAUUAAGUCUCAAGAAGCAGGGUUCUCGCACUGUGUGUUGAGGACCAGGGAUCAAUGUAAAUGGAUUGCGUUUUUUGAUGUUGAUGAAUUCUUCUUCUUCCCACCUCCAAAACCUAGGCUAAACUCAAGCAUCGUCAUUCCUCCGGGGCCAAAUGCUCUUCAAACUCUGGUAAAGACGGUUUCAUCACGUUCGCGAUCAGUGGGUGAUAUCAGAACAGACUGUCAUAAUUUUGGACCUUCAGGGUUGAAGAAAAGUCCAGCAGAGGGACUUAUGUUGGGGUAUACCUGCAGGCUUAAGAGUCUUGAGAGGCAUAAGUCGAUAGUACGGCCUGAGGCCGUUGAUGAUAGUCUACUGAAUCAAGUUCAUCAUUUUAAGCUGAAAAAGGAAUUUAGGAAGUUCAAUUUUCGUCGGGCUGUGAUAAACCACUACAAAUUUCAAGUUUGGGAUGUUUUCAAAGCAAAAUUCCAUAGAAGGGUUUCAACAUAUGUCGCUGACUGGCAAGAAAAUCAGAAUGAAAGAUCAAGAGAUAGGGUACCUGGCUUGGGUACAGAAGCAAUUGAACCGUCUAACUGGCGUCGGAGAUUCUGUGAAGUCUGGGAUACCAGGUUGAGGGACUUUGUUCUGGCGAACCUGGCUGAUCAUAAUACUGGUUUGCUUCCUUGGCAACGGUCUGCUAAAUCAUGAGGUACCUGAGCUCAUAUACACGUGUAAAACAUAAAACAACACACUAAUUCUUUUUACUUGUUUUUCUUGAUUGAGAUCCUUUUCUUGUGUAUGUUUUGUAGAGAAGCUCAAAGAUUAGUUACAAUUAUACCUAGGUCAAUUUGAGAGACAGAAAGAAGCUCUCUCUUUCAUUUUUUUGGUUUCUUCCUCAUCUGCUCGUGUACGUAUUCUUCUGAUUUUAUUUGAUAUACAGUACAGAGCCAUUUGAUUGUCAGAAAAUCCAUUAAUAUUCUGAACUAAGUCGAGUUUAGAUAAUGCAUUAUUCUGAGCAUUAUGCAAAUGCUACUGUAUACUGUAUACAGAUAUCCAACAGCACAAAACUUGGAUGCUUCAUACAAUUGUGUUUUGUUAGUUAGCUUUUGCAUGAACUGCUAUGAGCUAUCUGACAGAAAUAACAGACAUCAAGAGUAACUUUCCAACUAAAUUGUUACAUAUAAGCAUAUGACAGAUAUAUGUAGGCAAAUCGAAUACAUUUUAACUUGGUAAAUCAUUGCAAAUUCACCAAGGAAAUAAAAAACAAGAACCAUUCUGGACGAGAAACCUAAAUUGAGGUACUAAACCCAUUUCUAGCUCAAGGUCCUAAGCAAAUUUCUACCUUGGUCAGGAAUGACCCUGGGCGAAGAAACCUAAUUUCAUCUUCAAGAUAUCAUGUGCUAAUGGUAUGAUGGUGUUUUCCCGUAUGCUAAUGCUGCACAUUAACGAUUAGCUUAUCUGUUCAAUAUGCCUAGGCUCCUAUAUUUAUUGGCAAAAAUAAGUUUAAGGUUUAGAGAUGCCAUUCCAGCAGUUGAAAUUUUGUUGUAGAAUUGGACUAUGGAACACAAUUUCUAUUAAGAUUGUAGUUCACAUGAAGAUUUUGGGAUGGUGCUUCACAAUGAAUAUUGUACACUCAAAGCAGAAAUUACCAUUCCUAUAAGCCUUAAUGACUAGUGUCUGCGCAGAGCAUCGAGAAAGCACCAGAAAUUUGCAUUAUUGACCUGUAUCUUGUGUUAAUAGUGUGCAUUUUUGAUUAAACUUUGUCAAGGUAGCAUCCAAAUUAUCAUCAAUCAAUGAUAUCCAAGCCUAUAAAGAAAGAAGGUUGACUUUGACAUAUUAUAAGAUCACUAACAUUUAGCUGGAAGGAAAAUUUAAUACACCCUCCGUUCUUUUUUGAUCUUCCACAUUACUAUAAUAGGUAGUUUCAAAAGUUCUUCCACUUUAAAAUACUUUCUAUUUUUAGAAAGUUUUUAUCCCACUUUUACCCCUUAAACCCCCCUUUUCUUUUAAUGUACUCCUUUUCUUUUAUUUAUAAUUAUUUUCUCUCUCGUACUUUCAAUACAAUCAUUACUUCACACUACUAUUUAAUUAAAAUAAUAUCCACUACAACCUCAUAUUUCUAAUACAAUCAUUACUUCACACUACUAUUUAAUUAAAAUAAUAUCUACUACAACCCAAAGAUUUUAUCUUCCUUAAUAUGUGUGAAAAACCCAAAGUGAAAGAUCAAAAAAGAACGGAGGGAGUAUUGAUAAUCAAUGUUAAUUUAUCAACUGCAACUGAAAGGGACAAAUAAAAGAAUUAUUUGUCUUGAAUAAUCCCUUGUGCAUAAUUGUGAAUGAGUUGGGGAAUCUUAAUCAUCAAGUCAAUUUAUAAGCAAAAUGACAUGAAUUAAUUUAGUCUUCACAAUUUGCAGCAGCCUUUCAGAAAUGUGAAAGAAGAACAACCAGGAAUUUCCAAUUUAAACCAUAGUGCAAAAACACGUAACGGUCGUGGUCACAUUAACGGAAUGGUGAUACAGUAACGGGAAUGAUGUAAUUAUCAAAAAGCCUAAAUGUAAAAUGUGUGUUCGUGAAAUGUAAAUCUCAUUCAGAUCCCUAAUGGGUUUUUCCGGAAAAAAACUGACAAAAUGUGUGGGGCAUGGUUCAAUCAUCAUGCAUUAAAAAAUACAUGGAUUUUUCACACACCACAAUUUUUGAGUUGAGAAAAAAACCUCUGUCCCCAAUCCAAUUUAUACAUAGUGGAUUUCUGAAGUAAAACAAGAAAAUAUUUUAAAAGAUGUAGACGCUAUUACCACCAUAUUAGAUCGCACAGCCUUGAGCAAAAGUGGUUCCAUGAGUUCAGUAAAAACUACAUCUAAGAUUGAAAACCCGGAAUAUUGACUCUUCACGAGCCAUGACACCAGUUUACCCUAGCAACCAAUCAACAUUAAAUUACAUAAAUACUAUUCGAAAUGGCACAUAAAAAAGCCCAGAAAUAAGAACUUGCACUAUCUUUAAAUAGAUUUAAUGAACACAUUCAGUAACUCGUUCAUAAUUUAGACUGUUUCCAGCUUUCUAUCGUACACGGUUUCCUUCUCAAAAACAUGACCUCACUGCAUUCUUCAUGCUCAUCUUCUGAAAUUAAUCUACAACUAAACAAGUUUACCCAAUCAACAUAGCAACAGUUCCUUCAACCAUCCUCCUUUAAUGGAGAUAUGGUCUUCUAUACUCUAGAGACAAUACCGUGCUCCCCCCUCCCCCGGGGUAUGUUACCUUGACUGGAAGCAAAGGCCUAUAAUCCUCAUCCCGUUCCCAUUUCCAAACUCAAUUCUCACCUCCUCCAGGAUUCGACCAAAUUAUCAAACAUCGGCUACUUGAUUUUAGGAAUUUGAAAUGAGGAACAAUAAAUCAGAACAUUUAAGCAAGGUUACUUUUAAGAUGUAAGAAGUAUUGCUCUUAGACCUUGGUAAAUAAAGUGUUUCCACUGCCUGAAUGUAAAACCAAUAUGUUAACUUUAGAACUUACAUACUUGUCACAGGUUCUUAAUCUGGUAUGCUUGCACAAUUUAACAAAAAAAUAUCAUCCCAUCUGUUUCAUCUCUCCCUUUCUUGUCCCUUGAAUAUGUUUCUUGCUAUCAAAUACUUUCCGAAUUCCAUUCUUCCCUAAAUUCUUUUCUUCUCCCUUCCCGUUCUUUAUCAUUCAUAUAGUACUAUCUUAACAGGAAAAGAUGAUGAAGUAUAUGUUUACCAUUUUACAGUGCACCAAGAGGGUCUGACUAGUCAGAAUAGUAUACACUAUCUCUAAAAUAAUGUAACUCCAAAAAGAUCCCAACAACUUUAACCCACAAGAAAGCUAAAUAAGUUACCUGAACAACUUUACCCUUUUAAUAACUCAGAAUCGUAUACACAAACAAAUGUGUUAUAGUUCGAUGAGAUUUUUUAAGUUUAUCUAAAAUGAUAUAUACAUUAUAGAUGUUUCUAACUUCACAUCGGGCUGUUGCUAAAGAAAAACAUAUUAAACUUGUUUCAUAUUCUAACAUAGCCCUCCAGUGAAUCACUAAUCACUAUGAGCCAAUAGCUUGAUUACUUAAAGCUCAUAUGAAUAUAGCUCUUUUGAAAAGAAAGCAUACUACGAAUUAAUUUAUGGAGGAAAUUCUAAAUGUUUCUAUCUAAUAACUCGAGAAAUUUGAUAAACCUUAAAACAACUUAGAGGAUCAAAUGAACGAGUAUAGUUAGAAAUGACUUUUUCCAAAAGGCCACAAAACAACGUAUACGAUGUCCUUGACGACUUCUAUCACUAUCUUGAUGGUAUGUGGGCCACAUGGCUAAUAAUUACAUAGAACUAGUGUAUUCAAGGUAUGCCGUAUGUGGGAUGGUACUAGGAAUGUGAUUUUUACAAAGUUGCGUCAAAAAAAGUCUAAAAGUGUCUUGUUAAACCAAACAAUUUUUAAAAAUUUUUAACAUAGUUCAAGGAGAUAUAGGUUUACCUUGGCAACCAUGCAUAGAACUUAUAAGGCUAGUAAGUUCAUAUAGUGUCCCUUAUUAAAAUGGAGCCAAAGAUUUAUAAUUCUUUGGUUUUGAAUUAUAAUGGACUAUAUUAAAAAGACUCAUUAAAUCAUGUGCGAUUCUUAUUUGUUUUAUGUGAAAUUACAAAUAAUGUU
This is a messenger RNA of Amaranthus tricolor (Joseph's coat), 6549 nucleotides long. RefSeq names its product glycosyltransferase family 92 protein At1g27200-like. Bases 697 to 2619 code for a protein of 640 amino acids. The transcript has a single exon. NCBI's taxonomy places the organism in Eukaryota, Viridiplantae, Streptophyta, Magnoliopsida, Caryophyllales, Amaranthaceae. The record is from RefSeq and is a predicted model, not a curated record.